UUUGCUGUUCAUGAAUUCCGUUCGGCUCUCUCUACUUUAUUCAUUUUUCUUUCACUUUGGGAAGUGAAUGAGCUUGAUAUGAGGAUCUGUCUCUUCAACCAAUUCAUCUUUUUGAGCUGAAAUCCAACUUUUCGUCUUCACCCGUUUCCCAAAACUCCAAAUUCCAAACACCCAUCUCCUCCUUGGCUCAUCGGCCGCCAUGACAAGCCAACUACAGCAUCGAGAGCCAGGCGGCAGAAUCCUCAGUCCCACACCCACAAAAAACACAAGACAAAACCAACAUCUCUCUUUGAUCCGCUUCCCUAAACUCUCUCUCAUCUAUUUCACCUCCGUUUGCUUCAUCCUCUUCCUUCUCUUCCAAAUUCAAUCCCUUCACACCACUCCUAAAUCUCCUUCGUGGUCUCUUCUGCGACAAUUCAUCAUCACCAACAACAACAACAACAACAACAACACCCUUUCCUUCAACCCCAACUGCAUAACACCCAGACAAGAUCAACUCAUCUCCUCCAUGAUCCAAAAGCUUCGUAACUCUGUCACAUUUCUUCCUCUCAAAGAUCUCCGUUUCGCCGACAAACCCCUUCAAGGCCACACGUGGUUCAUGAGCUCCGUCUACGAUACUCACGAGGAAGAAGAAGUGCAGUACCAGCAAUUCCCUUCUGAAAAUUCACAAGGCAGGCUUCUUUGUCUCAAGGGAAAAGAUACCCACGACGGGUCAUGGAACUAUUACGCCUUGGCUUGGCCCGAGGCACUUCCUCUCAAUGCUACCUUCGUGGAGGGACUGACUUUUGUGUCGUAUAACCAUUACAACUACGAUAACUUAUGGCAUGGAUUAUCAGCUAUGGUUCCAUUUGUUGCUUGGCACAGAAUGAAUCAUUGUCAUGAGUCGCCCAAAAGGUGGGUUCUUUACCACUGGGGUGAACUCAGGUUGAAAAUGGGUUCUUGGGUAAGAACUCUGAUGGGGGCCACGUUCGGUGAAGAUCCAAAGAUUGAAGGAUUUCAAGGUAUUGAUUUCAAAAAGGAGCAACCAGUUUGCUUCGAGAAGGCGGUAGUAAUGAGACACAACGAAGGAGGAAUGUCUAGACAAAGGAGAACAGAAGUUUUUGAUUUAAUCAGAUGUAAGGCACGAGAGUACUGUAACAUAACCCAAGAGCUUAUCUUAUUAUCAUCAUCAGCAUCAGCAUCUGCACCCAUGAUCGGCUUAACCUUGUUUAUGAGAACUGGAGCAAGAUCGUUCAAGAACGAGACAGAAGUUAUCAAGAUCUUCAAGAACGAGUGUGAGAAAGUUGAUGGCUGCCAAUUAACUAUAGCUUACUCCAAUAAUCUGACCGUCUGCCAACAGGUGAAAUUGAUGGGGAUGACAGACAUUCUUGUAUCUCCACACGGAGCACAAUUAACAAACAUGUUUCUAAUGGAGAAAAACAGCAGUGUGAUGGAAUUCUUCCCAAAGGGGUGGCUAAAGCUGGCCGGGGUGGGUCAGUAUGUGUUCCACUGGUUGGCUGGUUGGGCUGGGAUGAGACACGAAGGUGCAUGGCGAGACCCAGAUGGGGAAAACUGCCCUUACCCAGAUGAUGAUCGUCGUUGCAUGUCAAUUUUCAAAGAUGGCAGAAUUGGAUACAACCAAACUCUUUUUGCUCACUGGGCCAAACGUGUUCUCAAUGAGGUUAAAUUGAGAAAGUUAGAACAGGCUUCUGCUUCUACUACGAUUACCGCUCCUUGUUCUUGUGCCUAAAACUAGCUGCCCAUGUAUAUUGCGUUCUAAAAAAUUAAUAAAUUAUUUAUUUUUUUACCAA
This is a messenger RNA of Carica papaya (papaya), 1790 nucleotides long. RefSeq lists its product as uncharacterized. The record is from RefSeq and is a predicted model, not a curated record. Lineage: Eukaryota; Viridiplantae; Streptophyta; Magnoliopsida; Brassicales; Caricaceae. Gene Ontology annotation, molecular function: glycosyltransferase activity.